UAUGGCGGUGGUUGGGUUUGUUUCUUCGUGAGUAUUGUGAUGAUCGGUUUCAUGACUGCCGUUAUCGGUGAUGUAGCCUCCGCCUUCGGCUGUACGAUCGGGCUUACAGAUGCCGUCACAUCAACAACCUUUGUCGCUUUGGGUACCAGUCUUCCCGAUACCUUCGCUAGUAAGGUGGCUGCCGUCAAUGAUCAAUACGCAGAUUCCUCCAUAGUCAAUGUGACUGGUAGUAAUGCAGUUAACGUAUUCCUGGGCAUCGGUGUCGCUUGGACAAUUGCCACAAUUGUUCAUUGGGUCCGUGGAACUGCCUUCGUCGUCCCUGCUGGCUCCCUUGGAUUCUCAGUCACAAUCUUCUGCAUUUUUGCUGUCUUUGCUAUCGUGCUACUCGUCCUUCGACGAAAACCCGCUAUGGGUGGAGGGGAACUCGGUGGAGUCAAGACUGGAAUCAAGUGGGCUUCAUCGAUCUUUUUCCUUGCCCUCUGGAUGAUCUAUGUCCUUCUCACAUCUCUCGAGAAUUACUGUCAUAUUGUUGGCUUCUAA
Messenger RNA from Rodentolepis nana, 540 nucleotides. Lineage: Eukaryota; Metazoa; Platyhelminthes; Cestoda; Cyclophyllidea; Hymenolepididae. The record is from the annotation of a GenBank genome assembly.